UAAUGGUUUUAUUCUGAAUGUAAGCCCUACUUGGAUGCUACUUAGUAUUUGAUUUCUAGGAGAGUGGAGGUACAGGGGAUAAGUGAAUUUACAGAAAGAGGAGGGUGCAGGGCCAGCCCAGCUCUUCAUGGAACAAGCACAGUUUCAGGGCAGUUUUCUAGGAACUCCAGGUUUUCUCCAUGUAUCUUAUUUUUUAAUACAUAAAAGUAGUCAGCAUUGGAGCGGACUUGACCUCAUUGCCUGCCUUUUUCCUGGAAUAUCAGUUAUUUGCAGUUUGAAGAGUAGAGAAGAGAGCAGUGAAUGAAUUUCACUUGAUUAGCAAUAGCUUGGACACUCGCUGGUCUUGCCUUUCUUCAGCCUCUCCUCCACUUCACCUCUAAAUGCUGCAGUGCUUCAGGAAUUGUCUUAGAACGUCUUCCCUAUCUACGAUCCUUCUCCAAUAUAGAAUUCUCUGCCCUCAGCUCUUAGUAUGUCUAGUUCAUUUGCAUUUUGGGGGUUUCAGCUCAACUGCUACCUCAAUUACGUCUUACUUCCUGAAGAUGAAUCUUGAUGGCCAUGUACAGGAUCCUGAAAAUAAGGAAUAUUCUUCUGUCUGUGUUGGCAGAGAAGAUAACCUUAAAAAAUCUGGAAGAAUGACAGCUGUUGUUCACGAUAGAGAAGUGGUCAUUUUCUACCACAAAGGAGAAUAUCAUGCUAUGGAUAUUCGCUGUUACCACUCAGGAGGACCUUUACAUUUGGGAGAUAUAGAGGAAUUUGAUGGACGACCAUGUAUAGUUUGCCCCUGGCAUAAAUACAAAAUUACUUUGGCAACAGGAGAAGGACUAUACCAGUCUAUAAAUCCUAAAGAUCCAUCAGCAAAACCCAAGUGGUGCUCCAAAGGAAUAAAGCAAAGGAUUCACACAGUGACAGUGGACAAUGGGAAUAUCUACGUGUCUCUUUCUAAUGAACCUUUUAAGUGUGACUCUGAUUUUUAUGCCACUGGAGACUUCAAAGUAAUUCGGAGUUCUUCCUGAUAAAAAUAUGUAGCAAUGAAAAA
This is a messenger RNA of Carlito syrichta (Philippine tarsier), 1036 nucleotides long. RefSeq names its product Rieske Fe-S domain containing (gene RFESD). The transcript has 6 exons. Lineage: Eukaryota; Metazoa; Chordata; Mammalia; Primates; Tarsiidae. Gene Ontology annotation, molecular function: 2 iron, 2 sulfur cluster binding. The record is from RefSeq and is a predicted model, not a curated record. Bases 381 to 1013 code for a protein of 210 amino acids.